Molecule: messenger RNA, 1697 nt
Organism: Schizophyllum commune H4-8
Lineage: Eukaryota; Fungi; Basidiomycota; Agaricomycetes; Agaricales; Schizophyllaceae
Exons: 2
Coding region: 65-1600 (511 amino acids)
Source: RefSeq, a predicted model, not a curated record
ACUCCGAACUCGAGAACACAGUCUCUGCUCGCUAGCGCAGGCUAGAGUGCAUCCUGUCCUGGAGAUGGAUGAUGAAUUUACAAAUAUGCACCGCGCCCUCUAUUCGCCGAGCCCUGGAGAGGCUGCUGGCAUCUCGGAACGUGUUCAAAGACUGGGUGCUGCUUCCUCCGAAAUGAGGAGGGUACUGGCAUGCAUCGAUCAACAAGUUGAUCUCGGACGAGCCUUGCUUGCGCCCUGGCGUCGACUUCCACCGGAGCUCUGGCAGAAGAUCUUUCGACUCAUUGUUCCCUGUGUCUGGGACGGCACACGCAUACAUCACUUGCCUGACCCCGCUGCGGAAGUCUGCCGCGCCUGGCGCGAUCUCAUAGACGACAUCCCGUCGUGGGCUGGCGCGCCGUUCGUGUUCGAGAUCAACGUGUAUGAUACUCCGCCCCCCGCUCCGGGGUUGGGAAAAGUGGUGAAGAAGGACUUAGCGGCAACUGGGGACCAGCCAUUGCACAUACGCAUCAUCGAUCAUAUGGACGACGACAUGCGUUCCCCGCUGUCUUACUUUUCGGAGGAGGAGGGGAGUCAAGUCUGGGCCUCUAUCUGCCAGUCCACUCAUCGCUGGGAAACCGUCGAGCUACGGAAUAUCCCAGACGAGUCACUGGACAUCCUCCAUAAUCGGCAAUUCCCAAUCCUUCACUCACUCACGCACAUGCAUUUGAGCGACAUUGACCCCGAAAGGCCUGUGAAUGAACUCGUUAGACGGGUUCAAGCUUUCGAAAAUGCUCGCAAUCUAACGACUGUGUCCCUCAAUGGCUCCUGGGCACCUCUCAACCUCAGACUGCCAUUGUCGUGGACCCGCAUCGCGUCCCUAUCCAUCGACUACUAUAAUGACUGGGACGACGAGUCGCAGUCAACGCUAUUUGCUGCGGUCUUAUCGUGCAGUCAAACUCUGCGCAGCUGCGCGAUCGACGGCUUCGCAUUUGCUUCGGAUUGGGUUGGGCACGAGCACCCUCUUCCUGACACCCAGCCAGCCAUGUUCCCUCUCCUCCAAGAGCUUACGCUCAAGGAGUGCGGUGUCUAUUUCAUGUCGCACAUCAGUGCUCCCGCUCUUCGAUUCAUCAGUAUAAACGAAAGGGACCUUGGCAUGCGCGCUCAGACGGAAUCCUGGUUCAGCAUCGACACGAUGAGCCUCUUCCGAGGACUGCUUGACGCGUCGCACGGGUGUCAAGCGCUGCUGGCCAUCAGGUUGAUCGACACCUGUAUCGACGGCAUAUCGCACAUCCUGGGCUGCCUUCCCCAGCUCACUUCGCUACACAUCGAGGAUCAUAACGUCAGGGUCAGCAUGGCGGAGAUCAUCGACCUUGUGCGAGCGCUAGAGCGCAGCAACGACAGGCCUGCAUCACUGUCGUUCCUGCCCGUUCUUGCACGCCUCUAUAUCUCGCUCGAUGAAAGGCUCGCCCUUGAUGACAGCUUCCUGGAGCUUGCCCAAACGUCGGUGCAGUCUAGGUGUCCUGCGAGCCCUUACACAUUGGACGGGAAAAGACUUGCCUGCCUUGAGACUGUGGACAUUAGGAGGGCCGGUUUGAUGGACAGUUACAGUUUGCUUUCUUGAUAUAUAACAACAGUGUACUUCCCUAUUCCUCUUUUGAUCUACCCCGAGUACGAUACUGUUUUUUCUUGGACAAAAUGGCCACCGCCACUACCACCGU